Molecule: messenger RNA, 1455 nt
Organism: Alternaria alternata
Lineage: Eukaryota; Fungi; Ascomycota; Dothideomycetes; Pleosporales; Pleosporaceae
Product: major facilitator superfamily transporter multidrug resistance
Exons: 4
Coding region: 1-1455 (484 amino acids)
Biological process (GO): transmembrane transport
Molecular function (GO): transmembrane transporter activity
Source: RefSeq, a predicted model, not a curated record
AUGGAAAUGCGAAUCCAACCGGACCUGGAACGAGCAUCCGGCAGUACCAACGGCGACCGAGUCGACUUCGACGGUCCAAACGAUAUAUAUAAUCCGCAGAAUUGGUCUUUUGCAAAGAAGUCACUUAACACGUUCCUCUACGGACUCACGACGCUCGGCUCGACAUGGGCGAGUGCGGCAUACUCGCCGGCCAACGAGAUUGUUGCGCACGACUUUCAAGUUUCCAACGAGGUUGCCGUGCUAGGAACUAGCGUCCUGCUGCUUGGUUUCGGCUUCGGGCCUCUGGUAUGGGCCCCCCUUUCUGAAGUCUACGGCAGGAAAUGGCCGACCGUCGCACCCUGCUUCAUAUCCGCUCUUUUCUCAUUUGCGACCGGCGCCUCCAAAGAUAUCCAAUCCAUUAUCAUCACCCGCUUCUUUUGCGGCUUCUUCGGCGCUGCACCAAUCACUUGCACAGGUGGCGUCUUCGCAGACAUUUGGGACUCUUCGCAGCGAGGAAAUGCCAUCGUGGGGUACGCAUUGGCUGUCGCCGCUGGCCCCGUACUUGCGCCGAUCGUCGGGGGCGCCAUUGUGGUUUGCGGCGUGUCGUGGAGGUGGACCGAAUACAUCACCGGCAUCAUCCAGCUACUCACCGUCGUCCUCGACGUGGCAUUCGUCGAUGAAUCGUACGCCCCUCGCUUGCUCGUAUCAAAAGCCCGGCGUCUGCGCUUCGAGACUGGGGAAUGGGGACUCCAUGCAGAGUAUGAGGAGCUGAAUAUUACCUUCUCUGGACUUUUGCACAAGUUUGGUGUUCGUCCGUGGCAGAUGCUGUUCACGCCGAUCUGCGGUCUCAUCGCAUUAUACGCUUCCUUCAUAUAUGGCGUCUUCUAUGCCUCUCUCGCAUCAUUUCCGAUCAUCUUUCAACAAGAUCGCGGCUGGAACCCACUAGUCGGGUCCUUGCCGUUCCUUGCUCUCUUGCUCGGCAUUCUGUUAGGGUCUGCACUCAAUGUGUUGAAUCAGGUUGUCUUUUACAACCGACGUCUGGCUUCCCAAGGUGACCACAAGGCCAUCCCAGAGGCACGUCUGCCACCUAUGAUGGUCGGGUCGUUCGUCUUUGCAGGCGGCUUGUUUUUAAUCGGCUGGACAUCGCACCCACAUUUCCAUUGGAUAAUCCCUUGUACGGGCGCAUUCUUUGUUGGCUUUGGCUACUACACGAUAUUUCAAUCCGCGCUCAACUAUCUUGUCGAUACAUUCCAGCGCUGGGGAGCGUCUGCCAUCGCGGCCAAUACUUUUCUUCGGAGUAUUCUGGCGUCCUGCUUCCCGGCCGUUGUCAUUCCACUGUAUGGAAAUUUGGGCACUGGACCGGCAAGCAGUUGUUUCGCCGGGUUUGCAGUCUUGAUGAUUCCCAUCCCCUUUGUGUUUUACCAGUAUGGAGCAUGGCUGCGGACCAGAGGUCGAUGGAGCUCGAAUAUUGGAUGA